Drosophila eugracilis is the source of this 1136-nucleotide messenger RNA. RefSeq names its product mitochondrial mRNA pseudouridine synthase Trub2. Gene Ontology annotation, molecular function: pseudouridine synthase activity; RNA binding. The transcript has 3 exons. Lineage: Eukaryota; Metazoa; Arthropoda; Insecta; Diptera; Drosophilidae. Bases 94 to 1047 code for a protein of 317 amino acids. Gene Ontology annotation, biological process: pseudouridine synthesis; RNA processing. The record is from RefSeq and is a predicted model, not a curated record.
UGGCUAAUAACUGGUUGAAUUGGGAGCACUGGAUAUUUUCUCAGCUGACCGUGAACGUGUGGAUUUACAUUUGUUUAUAACUUUGGAUCAUAAAUGACCCUGACCAAGAUCUACGAUGCUGCCACAGUAUUUAAGCACUUGGGCGGGAUUCUGAAUGUGUUUAAGCCACCAGGCAUGAAGGUGAAGCACGUGCGGAACGCCAUUCUUGGCAACAUUUGCAAGGGUCUUAACGAAAUGGAGCAACGGGGGCCCCGUAACUUGCAGGUGGACAGACCUCUUAUAGGCACAGGUACCGCCGCCGAUCCUGUGUUGCACAACAUAGAUGGUCAGACGGAUCUGUCGGACCACGUUUUGUCCGCAGGACCACGAUACCUUCCCCGAGACCUUAGCUGCGUCACAGUUUCGAGCCUUGGGGAUUAUACUAGCGGAGUCUUGCUUUUCGGGAUCAACAAGGGAACGGGUCAGUCCAUCAGCAUUCGAAAGAAUCGCCCUGUGCGGGUCUAUCAUAUAACCGGCCACUUCGGCAUUGCCACAGAGAACCACCUACCAGAUUCACGGAUCACUAUGCGCUCCAACUACCGACAUGUGUCUGCGGACAAGAUCAGCGGCCUGGUCGCCUCCAUGCAAGCUUCCCACCAACGUAAAAUGUUCGAGCUCUGCGGCUUCGGUUUGCAAACCCAGGAGGCCUACGAACUCGCCUGCAAGGGCCUCCUCCGUCCAGCGGACGACAGCCAACCCAUUGUCUACGGAAUAAAGAUCAUCCAUUUCGAAAGACCGGUCUUCACGCUGGAAAUUCAUGCCAUCAAUGAGACGCAGGAGUAUUUAGCCAUUCUUAUUCACGACAUGGCUUUGGAACUCCGCACCGUGGCGCACUGCACUCAGCUUCGCUGCGUGCGACACGCUCACUUCGAUGUGAAGGACAGCUUACUCCGGCAUGCCUGGCACUUGCCAGGAGUCAUCAAGAACUUCCGCCAGCAACGUGAUAUCCUGCGGGCCCACCCACAGCUCCUCCGUCAGCACCGAGCCGAACUACAAGCUACGGCAUGAUUAAAGUGCCUUUUUUGUACCUAAAUAAAUGUAGUCGUUACAUUUCCUAACAUAUUAAAAUAUUUAUCUAUUUCGAUAAAAAAAAAUAA